GUUUUCAAGGGGACAGUGGAAUUGUUCCAUUAUAAUCUAUUUUGUGUUCAUGGAGGAGUUUAUGAUUCUUUUGAGCCUAAUAGUAACACAUGGUAGCAGUGUCAGUAACCAGCUCACUGAGAAAGUACAUUUUUGGUGUUUGUGUGUCUGUGUGUCGCGUCAAGAGCCCAAUCCACAAUUGAGCUUGAGAUCUGAGAGAUCAGGGGGAUCAGUGAGAUCCAGGAGAUUACAGUACACAUUCAGCUGGAUUAAAAGUGAGAAACUGUAUGAGAUUAUGUCCAUGAUCAGACUGAUUUUGAAAGAACUUUACCGCAAGUGUUACUUUCUAAAUACACAAGCACUGAGAUCAGUUGAUUAUGAACAUUAAACCGGAUAGUCGAA
Molecule: messenger RNA, 381 nt
Organism: Mercenaria mercenaria
Lineage: Eukaryota; Metazoa; Mollusca; Bivalvia; Venerida; Veneridae
Exons: 3
Coding region: 50-367 (105 amino acids)
Source: RefSeq, a predicted model, not a curated record